AUGUUCGCUCAACCAUUCGAUCAUGCCUUCAAUGAUUUGUUCAGUCAGUAUGUCGACAUGGAUUCAUCAAUGGUCGAUGGCAACAAAGAUGUCUCAAUUGCAAGCGACUUUGACCAAAUCUUCGCUCUUGACUCGUUGUCGAGCGAUUGUGGCGAUCAUUCUCCCCCAGUCCCCACCAAACCCACCCAUCAGUCACCGCAACCCUGGGCCGCAGACUUAUGGUCUGUACCGCAAGAUGCAGCCUCAUCUGCCAGUCAAGGCAGCUUUACCUUUCAGGACACUGUGCAUCCCUCAGCUGUCUCAGACUUAAGCUUCCACCUUGAAGCUCUUCCUACUUCACACCCCGCCCCUGCAGUUACCUGCAAAGCAUCUUCGCGAUCACCCUCCACUCCUCCCGCAACUCCCCGCCACAAAGCCACCAAAAGUGCUCUGGUCACUCCGAAAUCUAUCCGUCGUCACCGAGAUUCCCAUGAGCGUAAACCGCUGCGCAAGCAGAGCUUCUCCCCAAGCUUGAUGCGCCCUUCCCAGCUGCAGGCAGGCAGAAUGAUGUAUCCCGAAGCAUGGGCUCAGCGGUUUCAGAACUUCAGUCUUCAUAGCUCGGACGAGCACUUGCCGCUGUCACCCCCUCCCUCUGAUAUCCUUGUGCAGCAUGAGAACAUUCCUGCAGACAAUGUUGUCACCCGUUUAAGCCAUUCGACCGAGGGCUUGUCGAGAAACCCUGCAGAGAUGCCUUCUCAUUACGAGACUGGUAUCUUUAACCAGUCACCGGCCAUCUCUAUGCCAUCACCGUCAGCCAAGUUGCUGGCAGCGCAGCAGCAGCAGCAGCAGCAGAACUAUUUAAGUCAAUCGAAUAAUUCCACGAUGGCCACAUCGAGCCCCCCUUCAGGCGACGACAUAUUUUCCUCUCCACAUUCCUCUGAUCCUCAAUCCUUGUCCUCUUGGCAUUCCGACUCCCUUGGGGGCCCUGCACUCCCUUUCACGCCUGACCUCCAAGGCCACGAUGGUCAAGCAUGGUGGCCAUCCAUGCCCUCUCGGGUACCACGACAACCUUCAUAUCAGCACGUGGUGUCCUCUCCGGCUCCACAAAGGUCCAUUCAAAGCAAUAGCCAGCAUGAUCUGAUGCAGGGAGGAUUGAUGAUCCAAUUUGAUUCAUCUUUUGAUGUGUCUACCUCGGCAGACCCAUCAUUUUCGUCUGCCGUGGCUUCGGCCCCUAUGCCCCAGGAGAAUCAAAAUACGUACAACCACAUUCCCAUCACUCCUCAAAAGUAUAUGAACUCGUCCGCUUACGCGACUCCUCCUGUUCAACAUCCGUCACGAUCACCAUCUUUGUCUCCAAGAGGCCGCGGGUCACCAACACAAGGAUCACCCUUGCGUAACGGAGUCCAUACAAAGACUAGUCCUCACCGCCGCGGCAACCAUGGCAGGAAGUUGUCUUCUCAAUCAAUGAGCGCACCUAAGCCCGUCAAAGGGCCAAACUCUAGUCCCCGAGCGGGAUCCAACAAGUCACUGACAGUGUCGUUUGUCAACUUCACUCCAAACGACAGCAAGAAAAUCCUUACAGGAGUCGCCCCAAGUGGGAGUUCCAAGACUAAAGCAAGACGCGAACAGGAGGCCCGCGAUCGACGCCGCAAGCUCAGCGAGGCUGCCAUCAAUGCAGUACGAAAGGCUGGCGGAGAUGUCGAAGCACUCGAGGCUGUCCUCUGCUAA
Messenger RNA from Aspergillus pseudoviridinutans, 1707 nucleotides. It is a transcript of the gene wetA, whose product is annotated as developmental regulatory protein WetA. The record is from RefSeq and is a predicted model, not a curated record. NCBI's taxonomy places the organism in Eukaryota, Fungi, Ascomycota, Eurotiomycetes, Eurotiales, Aspergillaceae. The coding region runs from base 1 to 1707 and encodes 568 amino acids. The transcript has a single exon.